AUGACAAUAUUAAGGGGGGAAUGGGAUUAUCCAAAAAAUAUAAACUGUCUACGAUGCAAAUAUAUCAUGGCCCAUGCACAAAAGUUAUUAGAACGUAUAGACAGUAUUGAUAAAAAAAACAUAGUAGCUAUUUGUGAACAUUGUCGUUUAAAAGGUACUCGAAGUUUUUGUUAUGUGUGCAAUGAAAUUGUCAAAAAGUUUAGAACUAGCACAAUCCAACAAAAGGAAAGCAAAGAAAGACUUAAAAAUAGGAUGAAUAAAAUUCAAAACUUAUUAAAAGAAUCACUAUCUAACGAUAAAUCUAAACGUCCGAGUCAUUUUUAUUCGGAUUUCGACAUCAAUAAAAUAUACCAAGAAUCGCCUAAAUUGAAACAACAAUCUGAUGUCGGAGAGAUCGCGAUAAAAAAAUAUAAAUGUCCGUCGAUUCAGGUAGUUCCGGUUAUUGACAAUUUAUGUGAUGUUAAAUUGCAAGAUACUCUAAAAAACAAAACAGAGACUUCAUAUCAUCAAUUACAAAAACAUGAAAAACAAAUAACAUUUCUAGAAAGUAGUACUAAUAAAAGUGACGUUCUGAGCGAUGAUAACAUACUAUUAAUGAAUAAUGAGUCGUAUCCGCAAAGUGAUCGUGAAAUACUAUACGAUACUAGUAAAUUAAUUAAAAGUAAAACUAACUCCGAAAAGUUUGAAAGGAACGCGGUAGAUUCGUAUCUAAAAAUAGCUAAACAAUUAUUUCCGUAUAGUAUAAAAAAGAUAAAUGACGGUGACUUCGAUACCACUAUUGUUGGAUUAAGACCAAACUUGAAAUCUGUUAGCACAACUACAUUAAAAUAUAAUGUUAAAAAAGAUAUAAAGUCCAUAUCUGAUCAAAUAACAGCUACAAAUAAAACUCAGCAAUCGUCAAUGUCAUUUGAAAACAAUUAUAUUAAUAAACAAAAGAUAAAACAAAUGAACUAUUCGACACCGAUCACAAAAUAUCUCUCACAAGAGUCUUUACAAACCUCUAUUACUGGUGUACCAGAAAAUUUACUCAAAGAAAACUUUAGUUUUAUUUUUCCAAAAGUUAUUAAAAAAGAUAAAAAAAUUCUAAAACGCGUAAGUUCAACAGAAUUAAUUAAAGAAACUAAAUAUAAGGUAGUGGCUAAAGCUAAAGAAGAUGAAUUGAAACGAAUCGAACGGAUUCGAAGAAAAAAAGAAAAAAACGAAAAGAAAAAGAUCAAGAGGAAAGAAACACAGGAUAAUAUUAGAUUGAACGUGAAAUCAAAAACAUUAGACGCUAAAAUUAAACAUUCAUCUGAGGAAAGUGUAUUGAAUAAAUUAAAAUCUAUUGAGAUGGGUAGCAUAAAAACAGUGAUACCCGAUGAGGACUUCAAGCCUGAUAUAAAUUUUAGUAAACAAGCUGGAAAAGAUACAAAACUUGCUGUUUCUGAAAAAGAUUCAAAAUCUAAAAUUCUUUCAAUAAAUCGAAAAGAAUCCAAAAAAGAAUAUAAUUUAACAAAUAAAAAUAUUGAUAAAAUGAAUACUAAUAUUGAUGUUCAAAACCAGAAUAAAAAUUUAAAACAAGGAAACGAUGAAAAUGAUAAAUCAGAGAAAGAAAUGCAAGCAGAAGAGGAGAAACAAAAAUUGAAGAAAGAGUUGCAAGAAAAAGAAGAAAUGAUUAAAUUAAGUAAGGAAAUGCAAGGAAAAGCAGCAACGGAUAAAUUAAGUAAAGAAACGCGAGGAAAAUACAUAACUGACAAAUUAAAAAAAGAAACACAACACAAAGAAGAAACGGAUGCAAAAAGAAAAGAAAAAGAAGGUAAAGAAAAAAAUGAUAAAUUGAGCAAAGAUAUGCCAGAAAAAAUUAAAAAAGAAAGUAAGGAAAUAAAAAUAGAACAAAACAAAAACAUUAGGGAAAAAGAAGUAAAAGAUGAUGUGACGCCUUUACAGAAAACUAAAAUUGUAGAGACUUACGAUGACAAAAUGAAAAUACAACAUAAAUAUGAAGGCAAAAAACGAGAUACUGAUAAGGUAACUGAAGAACAAGCUAAAUUAGAAUUGAAAAAAAUGUUUGUAAAUCAAAUAGAAAACAAAUUUGAGCUGGAACCAAAAAAGGUUAACAAGAACAUUGAAAUGCUAAACACUAAAGAACUGACUUUAGAACAAAUUAAAAGUAAAAGGGAUUCGUCAGAUAAUCUAAUAUUAGAUAUGGUUAAGAUAAAAAAGUCCAAGGAAAAAGAUGAAAUACUAAAACCCAUAUCUAAAUGUCAUAUUUCAGAAUUAGAAAUUAAGCGGGGUAGAACUCGUGCUUCUAAGAAAAAAGGGUGUAUUAGAUAUACUAGUUCUGAUAUAGAUUUGGAUAUUGAAAGUACUUUAAAAAUAGAUAAAGAAGUAAUAGAUAUUAUUGUAGGCGAUAAAAUUGUUAAGUGUAAAUCUCAAUUACCUGAAAGGCGCAAAGAGAAAGAACUUUCACCAAUUUUAUUUAAAUCGACAUUCAAGGAGAAAUCUGUUAUAGAACAUAAAACGGAUAUUGUUAUUCCAGAAGAAACUGAACUUCGUGCUAAUACUUUAUCUACUAAAAGAACAAAAACAGACCAAGAGGUGCCUAAGGGCAUCAUUCGUUACGCAUUGUCAGAUCGCACAUUUAUAUACAAAGGAUGGACCAUGCUGCCAACUGAGAAAGUAGUACGAAAAAUGAACGUAUACCGUAUGCGACCAGCCCAUCCAGAAUUUGAUUGGUUUGAGCAUAAUAAGAACAAAAGGUUUAUGCAAUACGAUACCGGCGAAAGGUUAGCCGAGUUCGACGACAACGGACGUGGCCAAUGGUAUUAUAGGAAUGGCAGAUUAGCACUAGAUUAUUACGACGCCGAAGAAAUAAAUGCCCAGCAACGUUUUGUGAUAUAUAGUAGUGGUGAACCAGAUAAUCGUGGUCGUUCUCAUCCUAUAACUAUUUUAGCAACAUUUGAUUAUCUUGGAAACGGUAUAGUGUUUGACCAUGCGGGCAAGAUACGGCUCAAAUAUAAUCAAACUGAAGGCGUGGUGUUGGAUCGAAAUAUAGGACCUGUGUCUCACUGGAAAUGGCAUACUUUAAAUGAUCCACCAGUUUUACAACAGGUAAUGAUAGACACACAAAUGGCCCAUAAAGAUAGUGAAAUAUUGAAACUCGGCAGCCCUGCAGAUGAUAAAAUUCGCCCAGACGAUGAAGAAAUGCUAGCUAUCGAAUUCGAUAAUUUUAUUAAAGAAAAAAGCAAGAAACUAUCUGAAAAAUUUAAACCAUUUCAAAUUAAAAUGAAAGCAUUGAAGAUCAAUGAAUACUUUUCAUUAAGAGUACUGGAUCAAGCUAAUGUCUAUUUAAUAUAUAGAGAUGGUUCGACUAACUUGAAAUUAAAUAUUGGAAUGGUGUUAGAUCAUAAAGAAAUCCUAGAUACAGAUACUGCUGAAGUUGGAGAAGUUUCAAAUAAUUUAGAGCGUCUACCGGCUCGAACAGAUAGUUUAGCAGGUCUUCAAAGAAGUGUGGCGUAUGCACAACGUAUUGAAAGAUCUCAUGUACAACGAGAACGCCGUCUUAGACCAACAGAGCCUUGUGCUAGCGCUGAUCAGUUGACUGCUGCAAUCUCACGACCUCUACGACUACCAUCUCGAACGGUAUCGUCUAGUUCUAGGACAAAUAUUGGUGAAUGUCAAAGUAAAUGUAGAAAACCUUCUACUGGCCUUUAUUACGACACUCGUAUUAUCUAAUUAAUUUGAUUGUAAUCAUGUAUUAAUAUAUAUUUUAAAGUUGUUUAAGUUAUGCU
Molecule: messenger RNA, 3770 nt
Organism: Galleria mellonella (greater wax moth)
Lineage: Eukaryota; Metazoa; Arthropoda; Insecta; Lepidoptera; Pyralidae
Exons: 7
Coding region: 1-3714 (1237 amino acids)
Source: RefSeq, a predicted model, not a curated record